Molecule: messenger RNA, 999 nt
Organism: Hibiscus syriacus
Lineage: Eukaryota; Viridiplantae; Streptophyta; Magnoliopsida; Malvales; Malvaceae
Product: protein FAR1-RELATED SEQUENCE 5-like
Exons: 4
Coding region: 124-759 (211 amino acids)
Source: RefSeq, a predicted model, not a curated record
CGAAAACUACCUUUAGAGCCCACCCGCAAAGUGGAGUCGCCGUCCCUUCUCUUCAUUUGGAUAGAGCCCUUGGCACAUACGAAGGAUCUACCACUAAAUUUCCCUUUUCCAUCUUCUCAAUCAAUGGAUUUGGAUGAGGGUGCAGAAGCCAUAGAAAGCUUCACAGGAGGUGAGAUAUUGACAGUCCCAUGUGAUGCAGAUUCGAUUGUAGAACCACAUGAAGGUAUGGAAUUUGAGUCUGAAGAUGCUGCCAAGAUAUUUUAUGAUGAAUAUGCACGACAAGUAGGCUUUGUCAUGCGUGUGAUGUCUUGUCGUCGAUCGGAAAGAGAUGGGAGGAUUCUUGCUCGUCGACUCGGAUGUAAUAAGGAGGGCCAUUGCGUUAGCAUUCGGGGUAAAUUUGGCCCCAUUAGAAAGCCACGGCCAAGCACAAGGGAAGGCUGCAAAGCAAUGAUUCAUAUUAAGCUCAAUAAGUCCGGUAAAUGGGUGAUAACGAGAUUCGUAAAGGAACAUAAUCAUCCGCUUGUAUUAGCUCCACGCGAGGCUCGUCAAACAAUGGAUGAAAAGGACAAGAAAAUUCAAGAACUAACCGUUGAAUUGCGGAACAAGAAAAGACUAUGUGCAGCAUAUCAAGAACAGCUGACUGCAUUCAUGAAAAUUGUUGAAGACCACAGUAACCAACUAUCGAAGAAAGUCCAAAACGUAGUCAACAACUUGAAGGAAUACGAGUCAAUAGAGCUGCAGCUAUUGCAGCAGAGAUAGCGUCAAAGGUGUUGGUCUAGCGUAACCGAGUUGAAACAGGUUUCCAAGUGCAAGCACCUGGAAGAGAUGAUCAGCUACUUAAUUCAAAGAUACCGAAGGUCAAGGUUGCAAUUACAAUCCGGGAGUGAUGUUUUCCGUGUUCGGGGAGGAAACUGGCAUAUUUCCUGGUACACAACAUUCUUGAAUAUUUGAAUGAAUGAUGAAAUUGAAUACAAAUAUUUUAUUUUGAAGCUUUGAAUA